GCAGCAAGAAACUUUCGCCUUGGAUCGCCCAAGAUGACGCUCGGACGUGGCUCGGCAAACGACUUACUUACAGCAAGCAGCCCUGACAAGUUUUCACGGGGAGGACGCCAACGCUAGGCACACCCGGCACCUCAAGGUCUAUGCCUGCCGGCACGCGAUGCUGUGUAUGUGACUAGGUCGCGCAAGACUAGCGUGAUAAUGGACCAGGGACCAGCAUUCAUCACGUCCCAUAUCAACCAACUCACCACAACCCUCCUGUUACUAACGGCCAAAGGAUGGUAGAAUCUCACCUCAUCCCCUUUCGCCUUUCACCGAAACCUCACCGUUCCACCGCCACCGUCAUCGGCACUACUGCAUCGCCCCCAUGUUGCCGUGCCUGUUCUCGUGAUACUAUCCCACGUGUGCAGCACACCCAUCCUAUUCAUGCCGUCGUUAGCCACGACCCCUCCCCCCCUUCGCAGGCUGAGUCCGCCCCAGUCUCGCUACCACCUACCGUCUCAAUCCAGCAUCCCGCCAUCGUCUUGAUGCAAAGCACAUUCUCGUCCGUCUUCCGCCUCGAUGCAAGACUUGGAAUGCCCAAAAGAUUGCGCAUGUACCGCCCCCCCAUACCAUGGGAGUCCUGCAGGUGGCCGCCACUCCCCCUUGCCCAAACGAAUUACCCUUCCUGGCAUUGCUGAGUUAGAUCCGCCGCCAGAUAUCCCAGCGACACCCCCCCCCCCCCC
Messenger RNA from Colletotrichum navitas, 722 nucleotides. RefSeq lists its product as uncharacterized. The transcript has a single exon. NCBI's taxonomy places the organism in Eukaryota, Fungi, Ascomycota, Sordariomycetes, Glomerellales, Glomerellaceae. Bases 276 to 677 code for a protein of 133 amino acids. The record is from RefSeq and is a predicted model, not a curated record.